Hippocampus comes (tiger tail seahorse) is the source of this 1190-nucleotide messenger RNA. Its product is annotated as protein FAM65A-like. Lineage: Eukaryota; Metazoa; Chordata; Actinopteri; Syngnathiformes; Syngnathidae. The record is from RefSeq and is a predicted model, not a curated record. The transcript has 7 exons. The coding region runs from base 49 to 807 and encodes 252 amino acids.
CUUUUUUUUUUUUUUUUUUUUUAGCAAGUGAAAGCCAUAGAGAGAUUCAUGCGGCGUUUGGAAUUCCAUCUCAGCAAGGUGGAGGAGCUAUACGAUGCUUACUGCAUACAGCGGCGGCUCCGAGAUGGAGCAAGUAAAAUGGUGGCAGCUUUUAACUCUGCCACUGGGAGCAAAGAGGCCAGGGAGAGCUUGAGUGAGGCCAGCAGGGGCUUUAGGGAAUGCACGGAGCACAUGUGCUCGCUUGAGAGCGAACUGGAAAGCCACAUGGGAGAAUUUCAUGUCAAGAUGAAGGGUCUUGCUGGUUUUGCACGGCUGUGUGCGGGUGACCAAUAUGAGGUGCUCAUGCGCUACGGGCGUCAACGCUGGAGGCUUCGAGGACGCGUGGAAGUCAGCAGCAAACAGAUGUGGGACAGCGAAGACUACAUUUUCCUGCCUCUCGUCGCUGAACUUUUGUCAAUCAAGGUGACAGAGCUGAAGAGUCUGGCCAAUCACGUGGUGGUGGGUAGCGUGUCCUGCGAAAUGCUCGACCUGUUCUGCCCACUCCCCCAGACGCUUGCUGUGGAUAUUAACGACCUGGGAACAGUUAAGCUGAACUUGGAAGUCACAUGGAGUCCUUUUGAUAAGGAUGACCAGACAUCGUCCUGCAGUACCGUUUCCAAACGUCUGUUGUCCAAUCAGAGCCCUCCAGACACGCCCUCCAUGCGGGAACAAGUGUUUUAUGUGAGUCAACACGAACUCUCCCAUGUCAUCAUUCUCCAUUUAAACCUGUUUCCUCGCCGGCCACUUCAUCUGGUGCACCUUAUAUGAUCCAUUCAGUGCAGCUUCAAAUUUGACUUUGCUGUUGGUCUGUCAUUCUAGUUAAUGUGGUAGCUAGCUGCUAGCAGUGUUUAGCCACGCUGCUUUGAACAGAGAGGUGCCUAAGACACUGUUGCCCCACUAUAUUGUGCUUCACUUUGCGCUGUCCCGUUACAUCAUGGAUCUUUUUGAUUGUCUAUCUUACUUGUCCAUCACGGAACUUCCUACUACAAGGUGGAAAUCUGUCAUGAGAGUCACAGUUGCUGAUGCGUCUCCCUGUGUAUAAAAAUGAAAACACGUUAAAAUGUGGAACACUUGCACGGAGCUGACACGCAAGGACUCCAACGCAGACUCGUUUGCCAAUGUUGCGCCACACUACGAGGCCCCGCCUCUUA